UCCGGCUGCGUUGGGCGUGCGCGGAGCUCGCAGCGACGAUGGCGUCCGGGCCUCACCCUAUCCCGGCUGCGGCCUCGGCCUCAGCCUCUUCGGCCUCCUCCUCGGCGGCCUCUGCCCCUGCCUCCUCCUCCUCCUCGGCCCCCGCGGCGACGGCGGCUUCGGUCUCGGCCACAGCAGCCCCGGCCUCCGGCGGUCCCGCAGCCGGGAUCCUUAUCGGCGACCGGCUCUACUCGGAGGUGUCGCUGACCAUCGACCAUUCGCUGAUCCCGGAGGAGCGGCUGUCGCCUACGCCGUCCAUGCAGGACGGCCUCGACCUGCCCAGUGAGACGGACCUGCGCAUCCUGGGCUGCGAGCUCAUCCAGGCCGCCGGCAUCCUGCUCCGGCUGCCGCAGGUGGCGAUGGCGACGGGGCAGGUGCUGUUCCACCGCUUCUUCUACUCCAAGUCCUUCGUCAAACACAGCUUUGAGAUUGUUGCCAUGGCUUGUAUCAAUCUCGCUUCCAAAAUUGAAGAAGCCCCUCGUAGAAUAAGAGAUGUGAUAAAUGUUUUUCACCAUUUACGGCAGUUAAGAGGAAAAAGGACGCCAAGCCCCCUGAUCCUUGAUCAGAACUACAUAAACACCAAAAAUCAAGUAAUCAAGGCAGAGAGAAGGGUAUUGAAGGAGUUGGGAUUUUGUGUUCAUGUCAAGCACCCGCACAAGAUCAUUGUUAUGUAUUUACAAGUCUUAGAAUGUGAACGGAAUCUAACCCUGGUUCAGACAGCCUGGAAUUACAUGAAUGACAGCCUUCGAACCAAUGUUUUUGUUCGAUUUCAACCGGAGACAAUAGCAUGUGCUUGUAUCUACCUUGCAGCCAGAGCACUUCAGAUUGCACUGCCGACUCGUCCUCAUUGGUUUCUCCUCUUUGGUACCACAGAAGAAGAUAUUCAGGAUAUCUGCAUAGAAACUCUGAGGCUUUACACCAGGAAAAAGCCAAACUAUGAAUUGUUGGAAAAAGAAGUAGAAAAGAGGAAAGUAGCCCUACAGGAAGCUAAAUUAAAAGCAAAAGGACUGAAUCCGGAUGGAACGCCAGCCCUUUCAACGCUGGGCGGUUUUUCUCCAGCUUCCAAACCAUCAUCCCCCAGAGAAGUCAAACCAGAGGAGAAAACGCCGAUCUCUGCCAGCAUGAAAACCAUCAAAAAAGAACCCGAAGAUAGACCGCAGGCUUCCAAAAGCCCUUACAAUGGUGUGAGGAAGGACAGCAAGAGAAGUAGAAACAGCAGAAGUGCCAGUCGGUCCCGCUCCCGCUCCCGCUCCCGCUCGCGAUCUCAUACUCCCAGAAGACAUUACAACAACAGGCGGAGUCGCUCCGGGACGUACAGCUCGAGGUCCAGAAGCCGGUCCCGCAGUCACAGCGAGAGCCCCCGCCGGCACCACAACCACGGCUCGCCCCACCUGAAGGCCAAGCACGCCCGCGAGGACCUGAAGAGCUCCAACAGACACGGGCACAAGAGGAAAAAGUCCCGCUCGCGCUCCCAGAGCAAGUCCCGGGACCACUCGGACGCCGCCAAGAAGCACCGGCACGACCGCAGCCACCACCGCGAGCGGCGGGAGAGGUCGCGGUCCUUCGAGCGCGCACACAAAGGCAAGCACCACGGCGGCAACCGCUCGGGCCACGGGCGGCACCGGCGCUGACGGGCCCCGGCCCGCCCCGCUGUGGUUCUGCCUCUGCAUUAUGGUGUACGGACGCUUAAUUGGAAUAGUAGAAGCAAACGGAUUAGGAUGUGAUUUAUUCAGAGCCCUCCAGGCUUCUAGAAGCUCGGAGGACGUUUCCUUUUGAAAGAACUAUGUUCAUUUUUGCACAUUAAAAUGCCCCAGCAGUAUCUCAUUGAAAACCAUGGUCAAGUUUAAUUGUACCUAUUAGAGUUGUGUAUUGUUUAUCACUAUAAGAACUGGAGAGUGGUCUUCUGUAAAAACGUACCUUAUUUUUAUACGGAUAAAUUGCAGACCUUAGACUAUUUAAGUGGUUCUUUGUUAAAUGAUGGUGGAGACUUUCUUACACUGGUUUGUCUGCAUGUGUAAAGAUUUUUACAAGGAAAUAAAAAUAUAAAUCUUGGGUUUUUUUAAAA
This is a messenger RNA of Gracilinanus agilis (Agile Gracile Mouse Opossum), 2104 nucleotides long. It is a transcript of the gene CCNL1, whose product is annotated as cyclin L1. Gene Ontology annotation, molecular function: cyclin-dependent protein serine/threonine kinase regulator activity. The record is from RefSeq and is a predicted model, not a curated record. The coding region runs from base 39 to 1670 and encodes 543 amino acids. The transcript is spliced from 11 exons. Lineage: Eukaryota; Metazoa; Chordata; Mammalia; Didelphimorphia; Didelphidae. Gene Ontology annotation, cellular component: nucleus. Gene Ontology annotation, biological process: regulation of transcription by RNA polymerase II.